UCUUAAUAUAAUAUAUUAUUAUAGACUUUAAAAUAAAAAAAGCUACAAAACAAUCAUUAAGCAUAAUCAUAAAUUGAAGAAAACCUAAAUAAAAUGAUAUCUCUUACAAAUAUAAAAAUCGAUAACGAUGAAAGUAAUAUCUAAAUAGAAUAAAAAGAAGAACAUAAAAUAUUUAAAAUAUGCAUCACAGGUGGUCCUUGUGCAGGGAAAACAUCCUGUUUAGUCUUAGUCUCUGAAAAAUUAAGAGAUGAAGGCUUUAAUGUUUUUACAGUACCCGAAACUUCCACUAUAAUAGCUAAUGGAGGAGGGAUGAUUUAAAUGUAAACUUAUGAUGAUUAGUAAAGUAUUAAUUUUUAAAAAGCCCUUAUGAGAUCUUAAGUUUAAUUAGAAGAUACUUUCUAUGGAAUUGCUAAGCUAUCUAAGUAAAAAGCCAUUAUUUUAUGUGAUAGGGGAUUAAUGGAUGGUAGUGCUUAUUUACCAUUAAAUUUAUGGAAUAAUAUGCUUAAAUAAAUGAAUAUUGAUGAAGUAUAAGUUAGAGAUAGAAGAUAUGAUUGUGUUAUACAUCUUAUAACUGCUGCAGAUGGAGCUGUGUAAUACUAUAAUAAAAAUAAUAAUGCUAGACACGAAUCUCCUUAAGAGGCUAUUUGUGUAGAUAGAAAAUUAUAAAUAGCCUGGUUAGGACAUCCAUAUUUUAAAUUAGUUGAUAAUUAUUCUGUUAAAAAUUUUGAAGAAAAACUAAAUAAAGUAGUCACAAUUAUAAGAUAAGCAGUCGGUUUGCCGGCUUAGUUGAAAGAAUUACAUAAAAAAUUCCUUUUAGAUACUGAAUUUUUGACUCCUUAGUUUCCUGAAGACUUAAAGGUUUUAAAGUUCUUUAUUGAAGAUAAUUUUAUUUAACAUUCACUUUAUUUAGAAGGACCGGAGCAUAAAAUUUAUACUAAAGUUAGAAGAAGAGGGUGGUUAUCUUAAUAUAUAUAUAUUUGGUCUUAAAGUGAGUUUAAAAAUGGGGUUAUAGUAGGAAAAAAUAAAAGAUAAUUAAAUUUUAAAGAAUAUUUGUUUUAUCUUUAGUUAACUGAUAAAAAUAGAAAACCGCUUUUAAAAUAAAGAUUUUGCUUUAUAUGGGAAGGACUAUCUUAUGUUAUUGAUACUUAUAUUAAUAUUUAGGAAGGAUUUAGUACCUUAAAGGUUAAAAUGUAGGAUGAAAAUUAAAUGUGUUUAAUUCCGGAUUUCUUGAAUAUUAAAAGGGAAGUUACGGAUGAAAAAGGAUAUAAAAGUAGGUUUUUGUCGAAGAAAAACUGGUAUAUUCCCUCAGGAGAUGAAGAUGUGAUUAAUUUUAGAAAAGAAUCAUUAUGA
Molecule: messenger RNA, 1350 nt
Organism: Ichthyophthirius multifiliis
Lineage: Eukaryota; Ciliophora; Oligohymenophorea; Hymenostomatida
Exons: 2
Molecular function (GO): phosphatidylinositol binding; phosphatidic acid binding; GTP binding
Source: RefSeq, a predicted model, not a curated record